AUGUUGCGGAUUGCAUGGAAAACUUGCAGCUUGAUCCAUCUGGUUUAAUUGAGGAAGAACAAACUUUGUCACAAGCAAUGCAAGUUGAAUCAGAUAAUUUCAUAGAAGUCGACUACUGGAAGCCACAUGAAAUACUAAACGUUCGGUCGGCGAACAUAUUUCCACCCAACUAUAAUUUUCGUAAGGUGUGCUCCUGCGAUGAGUGUAGCGCCAUGAUUGAUGAGCUCAAUGACUUCGCUGAGAGCACAAGAUCCCUACUUGAGGGUGUAAUGGACAUUACAUCCUUUAUCUCCCAUACAGUUGACCACUGUUUCUAUCUCUCACAAGCAUGUAACUGGUCAGCACAGACACUCCACAAGUUUCGGAUUUUGCUCAAAGAAGAGAAUGAGAAGCUAGGAGUUCAAUUUACUCUUCAAGAAAAUAAGUUUCGACACAAACAUAUUGAAAUCCAAGAAGUUAUAGCUGAGAGUGGCAUCGUGCCAUAUUUUGAGAUCAAUAGAGCUGAGGAUGAGAUCGAUCCAUCAUGUGUAGUAGAGCCUAUACGUUUUGACAUCGGCAGCCGUGGGAAGCUUUAUUAUAAGCCUUCUAGAGUUCGGGAUGUGGCACAUGCAUUGUUGGAUCAGAUUUUAAAAAUUGAAGAUGAGCACAAAGCACUGAAGGCAGAGAAAGGUAUAGAGGUGGAUCUUUGCCAUUUAGAACGGCAAAUUAAGUGCCUAGAGCAGCUGCCUGUCGAGGAGCUUCUUUCAGAAGUUGUAGAUGUCAUACGCACAGUUCGUGCUAUCAUCCCCUUUAAGGCAGAGUUGUCAUCCAUCAGGAUGUUCAUCACAGGAGUUUGUGAUGAAAUGAUAUGUAUAAGGAGAUCAUUUUGGCAGGAUUACAAAAGCUUGUAUGCACAUCUCCCAAUCGCUGAUCGACAUUUUAUACUGACAAAAACUAUUAGAGACUUGCAGCAAUGG
Striga hermonthica is the source of this 956-nucleotide messenger RNA. NCBI's taxonomy places the organism in Eukaryota, Viridiplantae, Streptophyta, Magnoliopsida, Lamiales, Orobanchaceae. The record is from the annotation of a GenBank genome assembly.